Haliaeetus leucocephalus (bald eagle) is the source of this 1934-nucleotide messenger RNA. RefSeq names its product chromatin target of PRMT1 (gene CHTOP). Lineage: Eukaryota; Metazoa; Chordata; Aves; Accipitriformes; Accipitridae. Bases 195 to 938 code for a protein of 247 amino acids. The transcript has 6 exons. The record is from RefSeq and is a predicted model, not a curated record.
GCUGCCAUUUUGGCCGGCGCAGGCGGUGGGAGGAGGGGGGGUGUCUGUGGUUGCUGCCGCCAUUUUGUCGUUGGUGUUUGAGUGCGGAGGAAGCUGGCGGAGGGUGCCGGAGUCAGCCCCAUACCCCGCGCCACCCGCUAGCCAGCCCCACCGGAGACCUGGCGACCGUCUGCUUCGAUUCUCUUGAUCUGAAGAUGGCUGCACAGUCAGCACCGAAGGUUGUGCUAAAGAGCACCACCAAGAUGUCUCUGAACGAGCGCUUUACUAACAUGCUGAAGAACAAACAGCCGAUGCCAGUGAAUAUUCGGGCUACCAUGCAGCAGCAGCAGCAGCUAGCCAGUGCCAGAAACAGAAGACUGGCCCAGCAGAUGGAGAACAGACCUUCUGUCCAGGCUGCUUUGAAGCUUAAACAGAGCUUAAAGCAACGCCUCGGUAAAAGUAACAUUCAGGCACGAUUAGGUCGGCCAGCAGGACCCCUUGCUCGUGGAGCCAUGGGAGGAAGAGGACUGUCUAUGGGGCAGAGAGGCUUGCCACGAGGAGCCAUGCGUGGUGGCCGGGGAGCAAGAGCUCUGCUGAGAGGAGGAGUCUCGCUCAGAGGUCAGAGCCUGCUUCGUGGAGGACGAGGUAUAUCCCCCAGGAUGGGCCUGAGAAGAGGUGGCCUUAGAGGUCGCGGUGGCCCUGGAAGAGGUGGUCUAGGCAGAGGCGCCAUGGGGCGUGGAGGACUUGGUGGCAGAGGUCGUGGCAUGACGGGCCGGGGACGAGGGGGCUUCGGAGGUCGUGGCAGAGGCAGAGGACGAGGACGAGGAUCGGCACGUCCUGCAUUGACCAAGGAGCAGCUGGACAACCAGUUGGAUGCUUACAUGUCUAAAACAAAAGGACACCUCGAUGCUGAGCUGGAUGCUUACAUGGCUCAGACGGACCCGGAAACAAACGACUGAAGGUCAUAGCGAGAGACUGUUGUUGAAGUUAGUGUGUUAUGUCGAUGCCCAUAAGCUAAAAACGGAAACCCUGAUUCAUGCUGGAAGGACCCGCAGGAAUAGGGAGCGGCCCUGUUCUACUGAGAGAUCAGACUUUAGUGUGUUCCUUUAAUGUUUUGAUACUAUCUGUUGUAUGAAACCUUUUUUUGGAUUGUUUUUUACGUAUUUUUUUUUCUUUCCCUGAGUACUCCAAACAUGAAUGUGACAGAUCUGCCACAGUUAAUCUGCUGACAUCAGCGCUGGUGACUUGCUGUGCAUGCCGCCCAUGCUGUGUUAGGUGAAGUGCUCCUCGGCGCUGGGAUCGUGUGUUGAUGUGCUGCUUAAGCUCCACAGUUGCGUUUUGGGAUCGGCCUGGUCCCCAAGUGUGACUGAAGGGCUGAGUUCACACCCACAGUUCAGUUUAACCCAUCUGAAGCAAAAAAAAAAAAAAACGCAACCAAACUCCCAGCAGGGCAAACAGUCAGGUCAGGUUUAGUUGUAGUGCUCCUUGUAGACAUGCCAAUCUCGUUUUGCACCAAAACUACUACUUUUGUUGGUGGCCAGUGUUCUGUUAAUGCCUAGUGUGGAGCACUUCCUAGGUUGAAAACUUCGUUGGUUUGGCUUUUUUGUUGUUUUUAGGUGAAGUUUGAAUUUCUUUUGCAUUGUGUUGAACAGAUGGCACCAGUGGUUUCUGUAUCUGCAAGAAAACAAGUGUUUAAAGGAAUUGGAAGCAGGAACAUAAAAUUACAGCUGUGAUGGCCAAGUGUGGUAGAACUGUCUCUUCUAAAAACCGGGGUCCAAAAUUCAUCUGUUACCUUCUGGUGUAACCAAAACUGCCUCCUCUGCUCAGACCAACUGCCUGCACUUACCCCGGACAGGUUUGGGAAGGGGUCUGUUUCUCCCACCCUGCCCCCUCAAGUUUUCAGUUCAGCCAUUCUGUGAGCUGUUCCAGUUUCAAUGGAAUCUUGUAUUUCUGGU